CUUGAAGUGAAUGUGCAGAAAAAACAAAAAAGAAAACGUUUGUGAAAACCUGAACUAAUAUUAAACACAAAGUAUCAUUUGCGCUCCUCUGCAAGACCCGGACCUGUCAGCACUAUCAUGUUGAGCCGUCUGUUGUGGGACGAUGCCCGAGCCUGCUGCAAGCACACCUGAGUUCACUGAGCUGUGGAUGAAGGUUUCCAAACUUUGCCACAGCAAAACACGAACACAGAUGCCUUCCGAUACAGGAUCACCUCGGCGUCAAGAUUUGCAGAGUCCACAGCGCAGAGGAUACGGCAAAUCGACUGGCUUAAAUAAUGGGGACUCUCCAGGUGAUGUGGAGCCGUCACAAGACAUUUUCUGGGAUCCCACAUCUCCCACUCCAGCUAAUGGGCUUAGGAACAACAGGGUGGUUGAAAUAUCUGACAUUGUAAACCGACUUGCUCCAAAGGAUGUGAAACGGAAAGGGAGUGACUCUCCUCUGCUGCAGUGGAUAGGUGACAGUGCCGUCCCUUGCACACCAGACGUUCCAAGGCCAAGAAUGAGGAAGAGGUCAUCCCGGCAGAGCAGUGUGGAGGACCUCAUGAAACUGGCGCGGCAGUUUGACGCGAACAUGCAAAAAGACAGAGAGACUUCAGAGCAGCUUAACACAGACAACAAUAACCUCAAUAAAUGUGUGAACACUUCAAAGACAAAACUGACAGAGACACAACACCCUACAAAUGUGAAGGCGCUUAAGUGCACACCGUCAUUGGAACCGGCAGAGGCGGAGCUGCAUGCUCUGUUCGACUGCUCCACUCAGAAAGUCAGCGGCCGGCUAAGCCAAGGCUCCUCAGUGUCGGCUUGUUCGCAGGAGGUGAGAAAGCAACCUGUGACUUCGGCUUCAGCGGAACCCGAACAAUCAGAGCUCAAGACAUCGUCAAAGUCCGCCCCAGCUGCAAAACCGGCUGGAGAAAAGGGACCUUGUGGUUUUAGUGAUGACUUUGAUGACGACUGGGAGGAUGAUGAACUACUUAAUGACUCAUUUGUGCUAGAGAUAACCCAGAAUCCUGAUCAGCUACUUGACAGCAACCCUAAAACCAGCCUGCAGUCUAAGACUAACACGACUAAGUUCACCUCUAUCUGUAACCCUCUUGCACCUGAUCAUGAUGAUGAUAAGGUUUGUCCAGCUACAAGCUCUGUGAGGAACAUUACCGACAGCCAUUGGGAUGAUGGGGACGAUGACGAUUUGCUCAUCCAGAUAUGUGACAGUGUGGAAAUGAUCUCCAAUAGUCAGCCAGAGCAAGUGAGGCCCAGGUGUGACCAAGACAAGUAUGAUAAUGGUGCCGACAGACGGAGAAAAAACACAGCACCUCUGCCCAUAGACACAACCUGGUCCAUAAACACCGGCAUCAGUGCCAACAGAAAGUCUCCAUUUGUACGUUCCAACUCAUUACCAGGGACUAGCUGCCAUGCUGUGAACUACCAAGGAUGGGACAUUCCCAUGAAAGGUGCCAACAGCAAAUCAGAGAUGUCGCAGAGCCUCCCAGGAAGCCGCAUGGGUCGGUGCACAUUCAGUAACUGCAAGAAUUCCUCUGGAACUUUCCAGACUGGGAAGGCAAGUGUAGAUAUGAAGCCACAUACAGUGACAGUCCAGGCUUCACAGAACUCUAAGUCCCAUCACACUGCCUUCAAGAGAAAUCUGUCUGACUCAGCAGUUAUGACCAACAAAGUUUUUGUCACAAGCCAGAUGACAGCGAAGUGCUCUGCAGCUGAGAUCGAGAGGAAGAAACAAGAAGCCCUGGCCAGGAGGCGACUGCGGAUGCAGAACUCUCAGAAACCAUAGAGGGGCCUCAUCAUGACUGAAGGGAUAUUAUUUCACUGUCAUAAGUCUUUGUAGAACUCCUCGUUCCAGGGCAGUGUUUCAGUCACCACUUUAUAAAAGAGGUUUUAUAUGAUGGUAUCCAAGAGGAUAUCAUGUUAGUGUUAAAAGUUCAGUAUUUGAUCAUCAGGUUUGGACCUAUGACAUUGACUUUCUGCACAGAGGUUAGCUUAUGUCUGUGAAUGGAAGGUGAAUGUCACAAGAGCUGCUGGAUCUUUUCUGCUACUGAUGUAAAAAAAAUCAUCGAAGGAUAUUUUCGUACUUUUCCUAUCUUUAAUUGAAAUAAACACGUUUACAUCUACCAGGUUUGAAAUAAUUUAAAACCCUGCCUUGAACACAUUUUAGCCGUCUGUUUGGGGAAAGAAAUGGGUUUGCAAUUUUUUCUGUAUUUUGUUUAAAUAGUUCCAAGCCAGUGUUACUUCUUAAUGCAAUGCCACAGGUAUUAAAACACAGUGUUGCUCUCCAUCAGAAAUCUAUAGUAAACACAUGCAGGAUAUGUUAUAUUAUUAUAUUAUAGUUAGGAUAUUCUCUGUUUAGGCUUUUAAGACUGAAUAUGUGACUACACUUCUAUAAAUACACACACAAAGCAUUUGACAGUUCUCAGACAGUUUGUAAUCAAAAUAACUUCCAUUAGUUGAUCGAUUGAGAAAGUUUUAGAAGUACUAAUUCAACUCAUGAGAAAAUGUCUGUUUUAUGAAUGAACAUUAUAAGCUAAGAUUCAGUAGACUUGGUUGAGACACUGUUGUUUUUCGUUCAUACUUUCUAUACUUUUAGUUUUGUGCAUGUCAGGAUCAUCGUGUUACACUGUAAAAGCAGUCUUAGCAUUUCUCUGUUGGCACAGUUCAUUGUAGUAGCCAUGCUAUGCACCUUAAGUUUGUUUAACAAACCCACAGUAACAUCAGAAUGGUAAUGAUUCCAUCAGGGUUCAAACAAGUAAAGAUACCUUUACUACAUUCUCCUGGAAGCUUUCGUCAUUUGUUUCAAUAAAACACACCUAAUCCGGACCCAGUGCCUUAGUGUCAUAAUCUAUUUGAUGUCAGACCCUGUUACUUCACAACAACAUGAUGUAUUUGGAAUUCUCCUAAUUCAUCCGUCAUGAUUUAUCUGCCUUGUACCAACACAAAUAAAUAAACACAAUUGGCUGCUAAAUUAAA
This is a messenger RNA of Labrus mixtus (cuckoo wrasse), 3012 nucleotides long. RefSeq names its product ewing's tumor-associated antigen 1 homolog. The record is from RefSeq and is a predicted model, not a curated record. The transcript is spliced from 7 exons. The coding region runs from base 143 to 1822 and encodes 559 amino acids. NCBI's taxonomy places the organism in Eukaryota, Metazoa, Chordata, Actinopteri, Labriformes, Labridae.